UGUAAGUAGAAGUCGAGAUGAAACAAAAAUACUCCACGACCUAGGAAAACCACCUCAAUGGCCACCUCCCGAAGUGGAAGUGCCACAUCUGGUUAAGUAAAAAGCAAGAAAGAUACGAAAUCGAACAUCAAAACAAAAAAUGGGCGCCCUACCAUCAAAUUUCGACGACGUGAACGAACCGCGGAUUUUGGCGGUUUCAGCACAUCGAAUGGUUCAGCAGAUCGUGGAUAACGUCUACCACGACCCAGAUAUGUUUCCGGCUUUGAACUUAUGAUGAGUAGAUAUGUUUAUGUUUAUGUUUCCUGCUUUGACUUCUCAUUUACAACUUCUGAACCUUGUAGUUCUACUUCAGCAAGAAGUGUUUAGAAGCAAGUUGGCUAGAACAAGUGCUACUGGUAUGCCGAUUCCAAUAGCGUCACAGCAGACUCACCAGCAUUGCAGCGCUCCCACAUUGUAGCAUAGCAAUUGUAACGUUUCCGAAUGACAGCUCUGCUUAUGCUCUAAGUCCGGACUGCUCCUGGGAAACGGAUUGGCGGAAGUUGACAUCCUGGCUAAAAAAGAGGGACAUGCUUGACAUUAGCUUGCAUUCGUUCAAUUUUACGAACGCCGAUCAUGCGUGGAACACGUUGUUACAUCGUGUUGUGGGCGGCAAGAAACAAGUGGAAGCUAAACGCUACGCGGUGAGGGAUGACUACUUAAGGAAAUUGCACUGGAAAGUCGACUGCUGGAGCUGGUGCGUGAUUGAUUCUCUUGUUAAAUGAGUCUGACUUCACUUGGUCGUUCCCUGCUUCUCUGUGAAUGAAAAAUAUCCCAGUCCCAAGCACCAUGCUACUGUUGUUGACGAGGAUCAUGCAUACAACAAUAGCGGCAACUGCAGCUCUAACCUUCGGGCUAGGAGGCAGAGGCCUAGGAGGUCAUGGACGAGGUCAUAGAAGGAAGAAAAAACGACAUAAACGUGGUGGCAAAGAUUCGCCUUCUGCGAAGCCUGCAGAGUAUGAUGACCAGGUUGCGCCAGCUUCUCCUUCAGCGAUGAAGAGUAUCGAUGAAGAUGAAUUUAGC
Molecule: messenger RNA, 1059 nt
Organism: Amoebophrya sp. A25
Lineage: Eukaryota; Dinophyceae; Syndiniales; Amoebophryaceae
Source: the annotation of a GenBank genome assembly